AUGGCAGUCCCAAAGCCCAAAUCAUGGCUAGCCUCCCAAUUCACCGCGCGCAAAAUAAUCUUCUACACCCUCUUCCACGGCCUGCACAUCGCCCUCUUCAUCAUCGGCUGGUACGUGCAAGCCAACGACGAGCGCCUCGCGCCCCUCAACACCCUCGAAUUCAGCGUCUGGUUCUCCCGCGGCGCCGGCCUCAACCUCGCCGUCGACGUCACCCUCAUCCUGUUCCCCAUGUGCCGGAACCUACUUCGAAUCAUACGCCCGAAGAUCCGAUGGCUACCGCUCGACGAGAGCCAGUGGUUCCACCGACAAGUGGCGUACAGCAUACUCAUCUGGACGAUCGUGCACACGUCCUCGCACUACGUGAAUUUCUUCAACGUGGAGCGCUCGCAGGUGCGCGCGGAGGCGGCGGUGCAGAUCCACUACACGCAGGCGGGAGGGAUCACGGGACAUGUGAUGUUGUUGUGCAUGCUGCUGAUGUACACGACGGCGCAUGCGAAGAUCCGGCAGCAGAGCUACGAGACGUUUUGGUAUACGCAUCAUUUGUUCAUACCGUUUUUCCUGGCGAUGUAUACGCAUGCGACGGGGUGUUUUGUGAGGGAUACGGUGCCGCCGAUUAGUCCAUUUGCGGGCAGUCCGUUUUGGAAUCAUUGUAUUGGGUAUGAGGGGUGGCGGUGGGAGUUGGUUGCUGGAGCGCUGUAUCUGGGCGAGAGGAUAUACCGGGAGAUCCGGUCAAGACGGCAGACGGAGAUCAUCAAAGUGGUCCGUCAUCCGUACGACGCCGUCGAGAUCCAAUUCCGCAAACCCAGCAUGCGCUACAAAGCCGGGCAAUGGCUCUUCCUCAACCUCCCAUCCGUCUCCGCCCACCAAUGGCACCCUUUCACCAUCACCUCCUGCCCCUUCGACCCCUACAUCUCCGUGCACGUGCGACAAGUCGGCGACUUCACACGCGCCCUCGCCUCCGCGCUCGGCGCUGGGCCGGAACAGGCCGGUCUCUACGACGACCUGGACCCGAUGGGGAUGUACGAGGUCGCGCUCGCCAACGGGCAGGAGAUGCCGAAACUCCGCAUCGAUGGGCCGUACGGCGCGCCCGCGGAAGAUGUGUUUGAGAACGAAGUCGCUGUCUUGAUCGGGACGGGGAUAGGCGUGACGCCUUGGGCCGCGAUCCUGAAGAAUAUCUGGCACAUGCGCUUAUCCCCCAACCCACCCAAGCGCCUGCGGCGGGUCGAGUUCAUCUGGGUCUGCAGGGACACGACCUCGUUCGAGUGGUUCCAGGCCCUGCUCUCCUCGCUCGAAGCGCAGAGUCUAGGCAUGACGGGCCCUGGCUCCGACGCCGAGUUCUUACGCAUCCACACCUACCUCACGCAGAAGAUGGACGUCGACACGGCGCAGAACAUCGUGCUCAACUCCGUCGGCAUGGAUAAAGACCCCCUGACCGAGUUGAGCAGUCGGACGAACUUCGGCCGCCCGGAUUUCAGGCGGUUGUUGGUGGCGAUGCGGGAGGGGAUUCUGAACCAGAGUUAUCUGGCUGGGUUGGCGAGGGGUGGGCGGACGGAUGUGGGGGUGUAUUUUUGCGGGCCGAAUGUUGCAGCGCGGGAUAUACGGAGGGCGUGUAAGGAGGCGACGGUGGAUGAGGUGAAGUUUAAGUUUUGGAAGGAGCAUUUCUGA
Saxophila tyrrhenica is the source of this 1665-nucleotide messenger RNA. RefSeq lists its product as uncharacterized. Gene Ontology annotation, cellular component: NADPH oxidase complex; plasma membrane. Lineage: Eukaryota; Fungi; Ascomycota; Dothideomycetes; Mycosphaerellales; Extremaceae. Gene Ontology annotation, biological process: superoxide anion generation; defense response. Bases 1 to 1665 code for a protein of 554 amino acids. The transcript is spliced from 2 exons. The record is from RefSeq and is a predicted model, not a curated record. Gene Ontology annotation, molecular function: superoxide-generating NAD(P)H oxidase activity.